AUGGGCCAUCUCCUCAUCUACAUCCUGGUCGCCAUCUUCGUCACCAUAUCCAACAACAGUGGCAACGCACCCCCCCAGCUCCCACUUCACUUCGUGGCCCCCGGCAUCUCCAAGAACUCGGGUUCCCUGGCGUCUCACCCCAUCGAGCCCUUCUGGAACCUGCGCCUGCAGGACGGGGCGCUCUGGAACCGCCUUCAGCACCAGCUGGACCGGCAGCACAACCCCAUCCUCAGAGUGGGCAACAGAACCCGGGGAAGAGGGUCGAACGGGGUGACCGGGAAGGAUGCAGAGACAACGUCCCCACACACGUCCUCUCCCGUGCCUUGUACACUGCGACCCCAGUGGGCGUCCUUGCUGCCAGACUUCAUCGGCAUGCCCCAGCAGAUGAGGGACUUUGUGCUGUCCAUGGGCUGCACCAGCUACCCCCUGCUGGUUGACCAGCCAGACCUGUGUGGGCCCCGCAGGACCCUGGGGGGCCCCGUGAGUGGAACUGAGGGGGGAACAGAGGCACCUAUGCUGCUAAUGGCCAUCAAGUCCCAGGUGGGCAACUUUGAGAGCCGCCAGGCGAUUCGGGAGACGUGGGGCAGAGUGGCUGGAGGAGGCCUGGUGCGGACUGUGUUCCUGCUGGGCCGGCAGGACUCGUCGACGGGACCCCACCCCAACCUGGACGCGCUGCUGGAUCUGGAGAGCCAACACCACGGUGACAUCCUGCAGUGGGACUUCCGCGACACGUUCUUCAACCUGACGCUGAAGGACGUGCUCUUCUGGGAGUGGUUCGGCCAGCGCUGCCCGGGCGCCUGCUUCAUCUUCAAGGGCGACGACGACGUGUUCGUGCGCACUGGGUCCCUGCUGGAGUACCUGCACAGCCAGCCACCCUGCACACAGUCCACCGCACAGAGCAACAACAACAACAACAACCACAGCGUCAACAAGGCCGUCUGGGACUUCCUGGUUGGUGAUGUCAUCAGCCAUGCUUGGCCCAACCGGCAGCCCGACACCAAAUACUUCAUCCCCGAGAGCUUCUACACGGGUGCGUACCCAGCGUACGCGGGUGGCGGAGGGGUCGUGUACUCGGGUUGGCUCGCCCUGCGGUUGCGGGAGUUGUCACGGCGGGUGCACCUGUUCCCCAUCGACGACGUGUACCUGGGCAUGUGCCUGCGGCGCCUCGGCCUGUCCCCCACGCACCACCCGGGCUUCCUGACCUUUGACCUCCCCGAGGGGGAGCGGGAGAAGCCCUGCGCGUACCGCAACGUGAUCCUGGUGCACAAGCGCAGCCCCCGGCAGAUGCUGACACUCUGGAAGCAGCUCAGGGACGCUUUGCCAUCCUGCUGA
This is a messenger RNA of Clupea harengus (Atlantic herring), 1332 nucleotides long. RefSeq names its product N-acetyllactosaminide beta-1,3-N-acetylglucosaminyltransferase 2. The coding region runs from base 1 to 1332 and encodes 443 amino acids. Gene Ontology annotation, biological process: protein O-linked glycosylation; poly-N-acetyllactosamine biosynthetic process. The transcript has 3 exons. The record is from RefSeq and is a predicted model, not a curated record. Gene Ontology annotation, molecular function: UDP-glycosyltransferase activity; hexosyltransferase activity. Gene Ontology annotation, cellular component: Golgi membrane. Lineage: Eukaryota; Metazoa; Chordata; Actinopteri; Clupeiformes; Clupeidae.